UUGACCGCCCCCUAGCGCGGACAUAACAAAUCACACGUUAGUUUGUAGUUUCACUUUUCCUCCAUGGCUUGUAGUCUAAAAGUGUGACGAUCUUUGAAAGGUAGCGAGAACCACCGUGAAAGGUCAGUUUUUCUACACAGCAGUGAUUGUGUUUCUCCCAGCAGAUGGCAGAGCCGGGCAGGACUGUGAGGGUAAGUGGUCUGCCCACAGACAUUGAGGAUGACAGGCUGAAAGACAAGCUAUAUAUCCACUUCCUGAGAGCCAGGAAUGGAGGAGGGGAAAUAAACUCUGUCACCAUUGUCAAGGCAACACCCGUCUCUGCCCUCAUCACCUUCGAGGACAGCGCAGUGGCACAGAAAGUUAUUCAACACAGCCUGCACAUUCUGCAAGUGGAUGAGAAAAGGUAUAGAGUCAUUGUAACUGAGCACCGUGAAAGCCUGGACCCAGACAAGGUAAUUUUAAGUCUAUCGGCAACUGUCGCCCACAGCCAGCUCCCUGGGGGAAUGAUGGCACUGACAAGGCUUCAUAAGAGCCACCCUGAUAUCCAGAUAAACUACAACGCUACUGAGGAACUGUGCACAUUGCAUGGGGCCUAUUCCAAAGUCCAGGCGGCUUUGGCACAAUUAUUCGGCCAUCCUGAAGGUCCACAAUCAGCAGAAAACAAGGAAUCAGGUCAACCUUCCACCAGUGGCUCCAGGUCCGUUAAGAUAGCACAGAAGCCUCAUACUCUGGAGUCUGAGGAUCAGAGCAGGAAACCUAAUAAGCAAAGAAAUCCACGACAGAAAGUUCACAUUGGCGGACCUUCUGAUGAGAACAACUCCAGCUCACAUAGAGACCUGGCACCUUAUGGUUGGGAAGAUCCUGGCCAGACAGAGGGUGCAGCUCUGCAGCUUCCUGGGCCUUCUACCACGCCAGAGGAGGACCUCACUCUAAUUGUGGAUGCAGACAUGUUCCAGUAUCUGCAGAAACACUGCCGGACGGAAUACCAGCAAAUCCUUAGUCAGUAUGGGGUUGAUGUGGUGGAUAUGACAAAUCAGGGGUUGACUACUCUGUUUUUGCAGGUUGCAACAGGAAUGGGGGAGGGUGGUCGAGAUCAAGAGGGCCUGAAGUUGGCAAGAAAGGCACUAAGUAGGCUUUACCAAGAGAAUGAGACCAAGAUCCGUCGAGACAAGCUCUCGAAGAGCAUCCUGUCCCUCAGGGGCGGACUGCAAAGGGCGAUGGAGAACUUAAGUAUCAGAUUUCCCAAGCUUCUUCUGAAUGAAGAUGACCGAAAUAUUUACAUUAUUGGGAGCAGUAGUGACGUGUCUGAGGCCAAGCAGUUUCUUCUUCUAGACCCCAGCGAAAUGAAGGGUAAGACAGAGGAUGUAGCCAGUCUUCUAGCCAGAUAUCCUCCAUACGAUUCAGGUUUAUCAACUCAUGCUGAUGGCGAGAGUGUCCCCCUCACCAUGUCCUCCACUUUAGAUUCUUUGGAUGACAGGGUAGAUCAGCUGCUGGGCAGGUCAGAGGAAGAUGAGAGGAUCGCUGAAGGAGCCAGAAAGUAUAAACUAGCUGCUCGGUUUAAGGAUUUAGGGCCUGCUGCGUUAGGCAGCCGACCAACUGACUUCACCUUACGAGGGCUCUCGUCUCCCAGUAGACAAACACGCCUUGGGCCAAUGUUAGGGCGUGAUGUGUUUUCAGAAACAGCAGGGACCGCUGACGAAAGUGUCACCAGAGCAUUAUCCCAAAACACUGGAGGGGACAUAUUGUUUAAGAGUGGAGAUGCUUCCCCUUCAUUUGCUUCUAUGCAAAAUAAAACCUCCUCUGACUCACAUUUAAUUGAUACUCGACCCAAGAGUUUAACAUCCCCCCUUAGCACAGCUCAGUCCAGUUUGUCAGGACGUAGCCCACUUCCACCUGUUGAGUCUGGAUCCACCUUGAAGCGAGCCAGUAGUUUCUCAGGAACGCCUCUGCAGAAGGCCAAAGUUAUGAGUCAGAGGAGUCAAGACGACUCCGGCAAGUCCACAGUCGGAGCCAGGGGCAGGUCCUCUAGCUACAGUAACCAAACAGGGAGGGACAAGCGGGACGUCUAUAAUGCUAAGAUCACAGUUUCCAGUGUGAUGUGGAAGCACAUAAAAGAAGCCUUCAGCACCCGAGUGGACGACCUGACCUCUGAUGUCCAGGUAAAAGAGAGCAGCUCAGAUGGUAGCGGUGAUGUGACUGUCACCUUCAGAGGGGCAAACAUAUCCAAAGUGAGUUCAUGUCAGCUUGGUUUACAGAAGCUGGUUGAUUCAGUUAGUGUAGACUUCUCUGUGCAGGAGCUGUGCUUGUCAGAGCUGGGUAUUAAUGACCCAUUAGAUGAAACUUUACAGGCAUGUUAUGCUGAGGUACGUAGCCGCUUCAGGAAGCUUACCAUGCAAAUUUUAAAGAAGAGCCUAUUUCUUCUUGGUCCAAGGGAGUUGUGUUCUCAGGUAAGUGCUUCACUGCGGGAGGUAUUUUCUGGAAAUUCAGCCCAAAUACCUGAACAACAGGACUUCUCUGGCCCUUCUACUUCACAAUGGAAUCCAUCCACAUUUUUACAAAUGAAUGAGGACCAAAGUACUAGUCUGCGCGGUUCCAGUAAUCCUCAGGUGAUGCUAGAGAGCCAAACAAGCAAAGCUGAUCGGAUUGAUAAUUAUCAGGAAAGGAUAACAAACCAGAAUGGUGACUUUUGUGAGACAGAGCUUGUGAAUGGAUCUGUUAGCCAAUCGUUAGUGAGGAAAGACCCUGUCAUUAAAGAGAAGGUGAAAUUCUUAGGUACGGUGGAGAUGGAUGGACACUCUAAAACAGGAAAUGAUAGGAGUGUGAGAACAACAACAACAACCCCUAGUGAUAAAGGCCUCGCCCAUCCUAAGAAAGAGAGAACUGUACAUUCUGCCCAAAAGGACAGCGUGCAGCAAAGACAAGCGCAGUACUCCGACCCCCCAGAGGAAUCAACAUCAGGCCUGGGAGGCCGUGGGUGCCUCUGUGUGUGUGGGGAGAGUGAGAUGUUGAUGAAAACUAAGUGUGGUGCACCCAUGUGCUCAAAGUGCCUGGACACUGUACAUUUCCACUGCAGAGUUUGUCAUGAGAAAGAGCCCAUGGCACCCGGCAUCCAGGGCAAAAUGAGCUACUCUAAACUACACAUCAGCGUACCAGGUUACAAGAAAGACUCUGCGAUCAAGAUCACUUACUGCAUUCCUGAUGGUAUCCAAGGGGAGGAUCACCCUUCUCCAGGCAAGCCAUUCCAAGGAGGGGUGUUUGAAGCCUUUCUUCCAGACUGCGAGACGACAAAGAAGCUGGUGCCCAGGCUGGAGGAAGCAUUCAAACAGGGACUCACCUUCACUGUGAUGGACAAAAACACAGGGGCCAAUGUCACUUGGGACUGCAUCCCCCACAAGACCACCCUACUUGGAGGCAAAUCAGGGAACGGUUACCCAGAUUCCACUUACUUGACACGCUUGUCUGAGGUCUUGACCUCCAAGGGGAUCGAGGAGCUACCAGUCAAGUCUUAAAAUUAAAAGCAAAAUGAGGAGUUCUUAUG
Molecule: messenger RNA, 3538 nt
Organism: Etheostoma spectabile (orangethroat darter)
Lineage: Eukaryota; Metazoa; Chordata; Actinopteri; Perciformes; Percidae
Exons: 6
Coding region: 165-3509 (1114 amino acids)
Biological process (GO): Notch signaling pathway; protein ubiquitination
Molecular function (GO): RNA binding
Source: RefSeq, a predicted model, not a curated record